CCUAAAUUCAUUCAUACAAAAGUUAUUACGAUGAAGAUCCGGUUAAUAUUUUGUUUACACCUAAUUUUGUUUACUCAGUAUGGAUUUUGUGCGAUGUCCGAAAAACAAAUGAACGCUACCAAAAAGUUGGUAAGAAACACAUGUGUUACGAAAACUAAAGUUUCCCCUGAUGUUGUCGAUGCUAUGCACAAAGGAGACUUCAGUCAAGGACAGUGUUAUUUAUCAUGCAUUCUGAACACAUACAAACUGAUUUUACCUGAAGGCACUUUCGACUGGGAAGGUGGCAUUAAAGCCAUCAAUGCGAACAUGCCGCCUAACAUAGCUGAACCAGCCUGUGAAACUGUCAAAAAUUGUAAGGAUUCAAUGAAGACCAAAACAGACAAAUGCAUAGGAGCUGCUGAAAUAGCUAAAUGUUUAUAUGAUGAUAAUCCAUCUAAUUAUUUUCUUCCUUAAAAGUACGAUUGAUCUUUCCAAAGAAGAUUGAAUCUUAAAAAUAUUUAUUUUAUAGUGAUGCCA
Molecule: messenger RNA, 516 nt
Organism: Psylliodes chrysocephalus
Lineage: Eukaryota; Metazoa; Arthropoda; Insecta; Coleoptera; Chrysomelidae
Source: the annotation of a GenBank genome assembly